Drosophila mauritiana is the source of this 838-nucleotide messenger RNA. RefSeq lists its product as uncharacterized. NCBI's taxonomy places the organism in Eukaryota, Metazoa, Arthropoda, Insecta, Diptera, Drosophilidae. The transcript has 2 exons. The record is from RefSeq and is a predicted model, not a curated record. Bases 44 to 784 code for a protein of 246 amino acids.
AAAUAGCUGGCACCGCACUUGGUAUUGGCAUAGUCAAUGCAAAAUGGGCUCGAACACUGGAGCUUGGAUUCUACUGGGCCUGCUGGCCGGCAUCGCCUCUCUGUCUAGCGCUGCGAAUAUACAGCGAAAUGAGGACCAGACGAUUCUUCAGAACAACGGAAACACCUUCCUAUCAAACGGAGCCGGGCAAAUCAUUCGCGGACCCGAUGGCAAAACAGUUUUGAUAGGAUCCGAUGGGCGCAGGAUCAUCACGGACGCCCACUCCAGCGAAGAUGACAGCUCGCAGGAUUAUGACCACCACGGUGGGAGCUAUAACAAUGUUAUCAUCAACGGUGGCUCGGGAUCCAGCGUAAUUCAGGGCGAUGGACAUAGCUUCAUUGUUGGAGAUGCGAGUCAUGGAAGUUACAUGAACAGCAAUGGACGCAGUAUUCGGAUCAUAAAUGGUGCCAUCGAACUCAACGAUCACGGCCAGGUUUAUACAUUCCAGCCAAAAGCAAAAGGGGUUACCGAAAAGGAAACUGUCACCAUCAACGGACAACCGGCUCAGGUGGAGUACUCCAAUGGAGAUAUUGUCAUCGAACUGGCCGAUCACACGGUGAUUGCCAAGACAGGUGGACGCACCUUUCUGGGCGAUCGCGAAUCCUUCAACAAUCGUGAUAAAUUAGAGGCGGAGGCAAAGAACUAUGCCGAUCGUAUCCAGCAUGAGGUGCACGCCAAUCUCCAGAAAACGAUGGCUGAUAUUCAAAGAGAUCUUCAGGAUUCCCUGGGCAAUAUUUUCUAUUAGAAGCCAAGUGUAAUCGUACACGAGUCGCUCGAAAUAAAGCGCCUUUGCAGCAAU